AUGUCAUCAUUUUGGAACGAGAAUUAUUUCAGUAAUCGCUAUUCUAACGACACAUGGGGAGCAAAUGAUGCCAAUGAGGAGGAGGAGGAGGUUGUCUCUGGAGUCCCUGUUGAUCAAAAAACAUACUUGCCAGACUUGAACGAGACUCCCACUCCACCUGUUGAUGAACCAAAUUACCCGGCGCAUCAAGUGUAUCCGGAUUACGGAUACGGGUAUGAAUCUCCGUACGUGCAACAAAGUGGAUACGGUGCUGAGAAUGCACCUGUUAAUGAACCAUAUUACCCGACGCAGCAAUCGUAUCCGGGUUAUGGGGGAUACGGGGGUGAAGGUGGAUACGGUGGAUACGGGGGUGAAGAAACGGGAAAGAAGAAUGGUUACGUAAUUGUUACCCGCCGAUCGAAAAAUAUUGGCGGUACUAAUGGGAUGGUAUGGCUUGUGUGCGACCGUAGUGGUGAGCACCGUAGUAAAGCAACAGUUAGGAAAGCUGGUAGCAAAAAAAUCGGUUGCCCAUUUUCAUUACUCGCCAUCCGGGACGUGACGAAUGACACGUGGGAGUUAAAAGUGGACAACGCGAACCAUAACCACAAACCUACGACGAGUCUGUUGGGCCACGCUUUUGUGCGAAGACUUACUGAAGUCAAAUACAAGCUAGUGGAGCAGCUAACUGCUCAAAACAUGGAGCCACGUAUGAUAUUUCAGACCUUAAGAAAGCAGUUCCCCGACAGCCUGCAUGUUCAGAAAGACGUGCAAAAUGUCGUACGAAAAAUUAGAGCAGCACUGAUGGACGGAAAGACUCCUAUGCAGGCACUGGAAAGCGUGCUACAUGAAAACCGAUUCAUUUACGACACCCGACAGGAACCCAAAACAGAUGUUGAUCGAUGCGACCUACAAAACAAACAUCUACAACAUGAUGUUGAUCGACGCGACCUACAAAACACUAUGUGGCGUGCAUUCCCGCACGUGAUGUUGAUCGACGAGACGUACAAAACAAACAUCUACAACAUGCCAUUUGUCAAGGUUGUGGGUUUGACGUCGACCAACAAGUCUCUCUGUAUCGCACAUGCCGUUAUUUGCAAAGAACGAAGGGAUCACUAUGUGUGGGUGCUUGAGCGGAUCAAGUCAAUGUUGCAUGAAUGUAUGAUGCCGCUUGUGAUAGUCACGGAUAGAGAGCUUGCCCUAAUUAAUGCGUGUGCUAAAGUAUUCCCGAACGCAUCUAGGCUUCUAUGCCGGUUUCACAUCGAACAAAAUAUAUGUAAACAUUGCAAGCAAGGGUUCAAUAAAGAAGAUUGGGGGAAAUUUAUGUCGUAG
Helianthus annuus (common sunflower) is the source of this 1308-nucleotide messenger RNA. Its product is annotated as PKS-NRPS hybrid synthetase CHGG_01239-like. Gene Ontology annotation, biological process: regulation of DNA-templated transcription. Lineage: Eukaryota; Viridiplantae; Streptophyta; Magnoliopsida; Asterales; Asteraceae. The coding region runs from base 1 to 1308 and encodes 435 amino acids. The record is from RefSeq and is a predicted model, not a curated record. The transcript is spliced from 2 exons.